Messenger RNA from Gaeumannomyces tritici R3-111a-1, 3098 nucleotides. Its product is annotated as CK1/CK1/CK1-D protein kinase. Gene Ontology annotation, cellular component: nucleus; cytoplasm. NCBI's taxonomy places the organism in Eukaryota, Fungi, Ascomycota, Sordariomycetes, Magnaporthales, Magnaporthaceae. The record is from RefSeq and is a predicted model, not a curated record. Gene Ontology annotation, molecular function: protein serine/threonine kinase activity; ATP binding. The transcript has 5 exons. Gene Ontology annotation, biological process: endocytosis; peptidyl-serine phosphorylation; signal transduction. Bases 587 to 1663 code for a protein of 358 amino acids.
GAUUCCUUCCCUUCUCUUCCUCCAAAACCCCAAACUCUGCCCAUUCCACCAUCCUCCCUCUGAACAUCACCCGGAUCGCACUGCCGUCCCCACGAGCUGUGCGGCAAUCCGAUCUGAUUUCAGACUCCUUCCACCGCGUUUUGAGAACAGGUCGACGGCGCCAAAAAAAAAAGGCCCGGAAUUAUUUCGCUGGCUCAUUUGCCAUCCGGCCACCGACAAGGUUCGUUCAUCCACUCUGCUCUCGGCCCCCCCCUUGCACACAAAAAGAGCGGUCUGGCUGCCCGCUUUUGUUGUGCAUUUUGCCGCCCGCCCGCCGCGCUCCCCCAAACUCUUCCUCUGUCAACCCCAAACCCACGGUCGGGCCAAACCCAAACCACCAAAAACCAACACACCACCAUCACGCCCGUCUUCGGCCUCCUGACAUUCUCUCAACGCCGUCCAGGACGAGCACCUGCCGAGGGGGAUAAAGCCAGACGACGGGAGUAAACCAGAGUUCUGACCAGCAACAUCUCGACGUCUCGGUGUAGCCUCUGACAAUCCCCAAGAAAUAUCGACAUCGAGUCUUCGGGACCGAAAUCUCGUCAAGAUGACUACCAUGGAUCUUCGUGUCGGUAAUAAGUACCGCAUCGGGCGCAAGAUCGGUUCGGGCUCGUUCGGUGAUAUCUACCUCGGCACCAACAUCAUCUCGGGCGAGGAGAUCGCCAUCAAGCUCGAGAGCGUCAAGGCCAAGCACCCCCAGCUCGAGUACGAGGCGCGGGUCUACAAGUCGCUCGCCGGCGGUGUCGGCAUUCCUUUCGUCCGCUGGUUCGGAACCGAGUGCGACUACAAUGCUAUGGUCCUCGACCUGCUUGGUCCCAGUCUGGAGGACCUGUUCAACUUUUGCAACCGCAAGUUCUCGCUCAAGACAGUUCUCCUUCUAGCCGACCAGCUCAUCUCGCGUAUCGAGUAUAUCCACGCCAAGUCCUUCAUCCACCGCGACAUCAAGCCCGACAACUUCCUGAUGGGCAUCGGCAAGCGCGGCAACCAGGUCAACGUGAUUGACUUCGGUCUUGCCAAGAAGUACCGCGACCCCAAGACGCACUUCCACAUCCCGUACCGUGAGAACAAGAACCUGACCGGAACCGCCCGGUAUGCUUCCAUCAACACCCAUCUUGGUGUCGAACAAUCUCGCCGUGACGACAUGGAGUCUCUUGGAUACGUGAUGCUCUACUUCUGCCGUGGAUCUCUGCCGUGGCAGGGACUCAAGGCUGCCACCAAGAAGCAGAAGUACGACAGGAUCAUGGAGAAGAAAAUGACGACACCUACCGAGGUUCUCUGCCGCGGAUUCCCCAACGAGUUCGCCAUCUACCUCAACUACACGCGGUCGCUUCGCUUCGACGACAAGCCUGACUACAGCUACCUCCGCAAGAUCUUCCGCGACCUGUUCGUCCGCGAGGGUUUCCAGUAUGACUAUGUCUUCGAUUGGACGGUGUACAAGUACAAGGGCAACAGCAACACCAGCGGCACCGGCGCCGGCACCGGCACCGGCACCCGGGCAAAGGAUGCCCAGGAGGACCCGCAGCAGGGUAUGGCCGCGGCGACCACCCGUAUUCGCAAGAACCUCGGCGAGGAAACGCCCAACACCCGAGGCGCCAUCGGCGGCAGCGACAGGAUUGUGCGAUGAACAGGCUGCGUUCGGCAUACAAGGACUCCCGCACCGGAGACGCCGCCUAUCGCACCAAGUGAAGCACGGACCGGCCGUUUACCUAACGCUCUCGAAAUCUGCUAGGCGUUGAGCUUGGAGUAUUGUAUCCCCACACUGUCACCUGCCAGUGUUGGGCGUGGUGUCUGCCUUUUCUUAUUCGUCUGCAUCGUCUCGGCUUCUCCCCCCGCCUAUCCGCACAUCCGCAGCCAGAUCCGCCACUGCCUCGGGGUCUGGUGCAUGCGUCGAUGCGAUCGAGCCUGAGCCGCUUUCGAACGGCAACCACGUGUCUCCCCUCGACAACAUCUCUGCAAGAUUGCUUCUUUAUUUCCUUCAUCUUUCGACGGCAUCCGACUUUCCUUUCUCUCCUUGCUCGGCCUGCUCUCGGCACGGCCGUCUGCACGAUGUAAUCUAUGCCUCCGGACUUGGAUUACUGAGUGACGGCGGGCUUUUCCGAGAAAGGGUUGAACGGCAUGUCCGGUGCCUCGAGCCUCGGAUCUGCCGCGAAGCUAGGGAUCCUCUGUUCUGUCAGGAAUUGUAUCUACAAUUCUCUGGCUGCGAAGAUCUCGGAAAGGACCUGAUAUUCAACGACCGUGGACCGGCGUCUCGCUGCUCCACCGUUCGCCUAUCGGUAUUCGCCUCCAAGUUACGAAGCACCACAUCAUCCCCGUUUCAAAUCCUCUGUUUCUCUUUAUCUUUCCUUCCCUCACCCUCCCACUACUUGGGAAGGUCGUCUUUUUCCUCGCAAUUGACAACAUAGCUUCGGAGCCCGCUUGUGGGGAUGUAAUUCAGGGGACGAGGAGCUUUUUCAGUGGACAUGGUGUGACGAGGGCGUGGUCCGAGCAUUUACGUGCUUUUGAUCGCCCCAAGUCGACCACCGUCCUGGCAGAUGCAUUUGGCAAGCCGUGGCCUUCGGUGUGGUGUGUCCUUUUCGGCACCGACACCGCCAUCCUGGCCCCACCAGAGGACUUCGCAUGUGGCAAAGCUGCGGUUUCCGGACCGUAGGUCCUGGGUCUAUUAUUGCUCAAUACACCGGACCGCCACCAUCCUCGGGCGUAAUUAGCGUUGGUUUUCGGAGCGCAGGGUUUGGUCUUUGGCGAGAGGCAAUACAAUGGUCGGAUGCAUGGCGCGGUGGCUAUGCCAACGAUCCUUGUUAGGGCAAGACAGGAAGGAGGCGAAGCGGAUGGGACACUGCUCAUGCAGCGGCCCCUCCGUUCGUCAAGAUGCCUUCCGCCUCUCUCGAAAUCCGGAACCGUCUGUGGUGGACCAUCGCAACCAGAUUGACAACACAUCGGCGUAUACGCAGGCCAUAGAUAGCUUUCAAACACUUAUUUCUUUACACAUUAUUCGCUCAUGCUGCGCUGACGUUGCUCUUUGGCACUAUAUCGCCUCCCGUCGUCAGAUCGGGUCGCUGCAC